GUCAGUCGCUGGUUUAGUGAGUAUUUGUGUCGAGGUUGCAGUUUGUUUGCUUAGGUACCUGCGCCAUGUCUGACCCGGUGAAGGCCGUCGAAGCGUCCGGCGCUGUGGUCGCCGCUGACCCGCAAGUUGUUGACGGGGAUUCUCCCGUCCUGACGGGACACGAGUCCACCGUGAGCCGUCUGUCAAAGCUGCCCGUGGUGGAGCAGUCCAUCAGCGGCGCCUCCGCCCUCUACGGCAAGGUCAAGGAUUCCAGCUCCCUGGUUGGCUGGACGCUGGGCAAGGCGGAGUCGGCCGUCAGCAAGGCAGUCGACGUGGUGACCCCUGUGACCUCCUGCCUGCCCCUCAAGACUGUGGACAGCCUGCUGUCCAAGAGCCUGGACUUCGUGGAGAGCAAGGUGCCGGCCGUCAAGUUGCCGCCGCAAGAGGUGCUGAGCAGCACGAAGCAGUUCAUCGCUGGCAAGGUGCAGCCCGCAGUGAACUGCGCCUGCGCCGUGAAGGACUGCGCAUGCGCAGUAAAGGACUACGGCGCCAAGAAGCUGACUGCCCUGACGGGACACGGGUCUCACGACCAAGUCGAGAAGACUGAUCACGAGAAACCAGCAUCUGAGAAACCCGAACUGCCUGAAAAAACUCCAUCUUCUGAAAAGAAAAGAAAUGAAAUUUAAUCCCACCUGUUCAUGGUUUUUGUAUACGUACCUGUUAAAAAUUUGUAUAUAUUUAUAUUAACAUAAUUUAUAAUGUACAUAUGUUAUGAUUGAGAAUGUACAUAGUGCAUAAUGUACAGAUGUUAUGAUUGAGAAUGUACACAUGCUUAUAACUUAUAGUUUUAAAAGAAUUAUAUUAAAAUAUACUAUUCAAA
Bacillus rossius redtenbacheri is the source of this 859-nucleotide messenger RNA. RefSeq names its product lipid storage droplets surface-binding protein 2-like. Gene Ontology annotation, cellular component: cytosol; lipid droplet. Lineage: Eukaryota; Metazoa; Arthropoda; Insecta; Phasmatodea; Bacillidae. The record is from RefSeq and is a predicted model, not a curated record. Bases 66 to 665 code for a protein of 199 amino acids. The transcript is spliced from 5 exons. Gene Ontology annotation, biological process: lipid storage; positive regulation of triglyceride storage.